AUCAGUAUCUAUUUGUACAUCAUCUCUACUCCUCGAAGUCUCGAGCCAAACUACAAACGCACAGAUCGAUCUUCUCAACACCAGAAAUCAAUCAAACAGAAAGACAGACAGAGAUGAGGAAUCCAUCUUCAUCAUCAUCAGCACGGGAAACGAAGGAAAAAACGGCAGGAACAACAACAACAACUACUAAGACACCAUGCUGUGCAAAGAUAGGGAUGAAGAGGGGACCAUGGACGCCGGAGGAGGACGAGCUUCUGUCCAACUACAUAAAUCGAGAAGGCGAAGGCAGGUGGCGGACGCUCCCGAAAAGAGCGGGUCUGCUCCGCUGCGGCAAGAGCUGUCGCCUUCGGUGGAUGAACUACCUUCGCCCUUGUGUUAAGCGAGGCCAGAUCGCCCCCGAUGAGGAAGAUCUCAUUCUCCGCCUCCACCGACUCCUCGGAAACAGGUGGUCACUAAUAGCUGGGAGGAUUCCGGGUCGGACAGAUAAUGAGAUAAAGAAUUACUGGAACACGCACCUGAGCAAGAAGUUGAUAAGUCAAGGAAUUGAUCCAAGAACACACAAGCCAUUAAAUCCUGAUCAUCACCACCACCUCAAAGCUUCUUCUUCUUCGAAACCGAAUUCCAUUCCCUGUUGUUCUAACCCUAAUCCAGACAAUAACAUUAUUAUUGUCAAUAAGGAUUUUCAAAAUGGGAAUCUCCAAAGUGUUUCACUUGAUCAUCACCUGCAGUAUCAAUUACCAGGAACUUCAGCAGUGAAUAACGGCUACUCGGCCAGUUUUUUCAACAACAAAAGCAAUGAAGAAGAAGAUGAUGAUAUGCUCAAUUGUUGCAAUGAUGAUGUGUUCUCUUCAUUCCUCAAUUCACUCAUCAAUGAGGAAGCUUUCACUGCUCAACAACAACAACAAAUGGUGGAUCCUAAUUCUGAUCCGUUGGUUUCGUUUUUCGGGUUUGGAACAAGCUGGGAAUCUCCUCUGGUGUCAUCUACUUUUAACAAAAAUGAGUCCAAGAGGGUUGAUGACCAUGUCAACUAGCCUAUCUGAACCCGCCUGCAUAUACUCUUCCAUAUUAUGAAGCUGCAUGCAUGUUGGUUUGCUUAGUAUUUACCAUAUAUCUAUCUAUCUAUCUACCACUGAAUUAUAGGGUUUGGCUUUAUGAUUUUAUGUAUCUUGAUUAUGUAUUAAUAUUGUGUCUUAUAGACAUCUUACUAUUUCUAUUUAUAUGUUGUUGUAUGUGUGAGAAUACGUAUGUAUUGGUGUUCCAAACAAACCUUAUAUUAUCUUUUGAACAAUUUAUGAAUGUAAGUUUUUGUAUGAA
Molecule: messenger RNA, 1314 nt
Organism: Tripterygium wilfordii
Lineage: Eukaryota; Viridiplantae; Streptophyta; Magnoliopsida; Celastrales; Celastraceae
Product: transcription repressor MYB5-like
Exons: 2
Coding region: 114-1031 (305 amino acids)
Source: RefSeq, a predicted model, not a curated record